CCCGUUGACCCUUUAAAUCCUGUGGAACCAAUUGAACCUUGGUUACCUGGAACGCCUAAAACACCUUUAAAACCAACCAUGCCCGGAAAACCGGUGGGCCCAAGUGAACCUAAUGGUCCUGUGGCACCUGGUGAGCCACUAGGUCCAGGAUUGCCCGCAUUUCCGGGUAAACCGGUUAAUCCCAUUGUUCCGGUAUCUCCAGUGUUUCCUGGAACUCCGGAAAGGCCAAUAGAUCCAGGCAAACCAGCUUUUCCAGUACUUCCUGAAUUUCCUAUUAAUAAUAAAAAAAUCUUUAUAUAUUUCUAA
This is a messenger RNA of Helobdella robusta, 306 nucleotides long. RefSeq lists its product as hypothetical. The transcript has a single exon. The record is from RefSeq and is a predicted model, not a curated record. The annotation marks the transcript as partial. Lineage: Eukaryota; Metazoa; Annelida; Clitellata; Rhynchobdellida; Glossiphoniidae.